Selaginella moellendorffii is the source of this 1653-nucleotide messenger RNA. RefSeq names its product diacylglycerol kinase 6. The coding region runs from base 48 to 1520 and encodes 490 amino acids. NCBI's taxonomy places the organism in Eukaryota, Viridiplantae, Streptophyta, Lycopodiopsida, Selaginellales, Selaginellaceae. Gene Ontology annotation, molecular function: ATP-dependent diacylglycerol kinase activity. The record is from RefSeq and is a predicted model, not a curated record. The transcript has 11 exons.
UCAGGCAGCAGAAUUUUCAGAUCAGACGGGGUGUGAUCAAGAUCAAGAUGAAAAAGCACCUCGACAAGAGGAGGCAAAACAGUGAGUCGCUGGAUCUGGAGGACUUAAAGAUUCCCGAGUUUGUGUGGACGGGAGAUGGGAGGGGGCAUUCGGCUUCAGAUGGCUUCCGCAUUCCAAAGUGUCCGGUGCUCGUCUUUAUCAACACCAAAAGUGGUGGGCAGCUUGGCAAAGUUCUCCUCCAGACUUGCAAGAUGCUCCUGGAUUCACGCCAGUUGUUUGAUCUGAGCGAGGAAGCUCCGGACAGGGUUCUAGAUCGGAUACUCAAGCGCUUGAAAGAUUUAACAGAGGCAGGAGAUGAAGUUGCCGGAGAAAUUCGCGAGCGGUUGCGGCUUGUGGUUGCUGGAGGCGAUGGUACCGCCGGCUGGUUACUUGGAAUUAUGGGAGACUUGAGGCUCGAGAAGCCAAUUCCUAUUGCAACUAUUCCUCUUGGAACCGGCAACAAUCUCCCGUUUUCUUUCGGAUGGGGAAAGAAGAAUCCUGGAACAGAUGCCGAGUCUGUCAAACGGUUUCUAGCAGAUGUCAUGGACGCCCAUCCUUUGCAAGUCGACAGCUGGCAUCUAGCGAUGAAAAUGGAGGGAACAACUGAUCUUGGUCUCGAGGCUCCACAUUCGUUACACGUCUUCAAGAAAAGUGAAGAGAGCCGCGAAAAGCUACAGAUCUAUCGAGGAGGAUUCUGGAAUUAUUUCAGCAUAGGAAUGGAUGCACAGGUUUCUUACGAAUUUCAUGAGCAGAGGCAGAAGCACCCUGAAAAGUUCAGUAACCAGAUGCGAAAUCAAUGCACGUAUGCAAAACUUGGCUGUACACAAGGCUGGUUCUGCCCUUCUUGUAGGCGCCAUGCUUCAUCAAAGAACAUUAACGACCUUGCAACUGUAUACGUGCUCGAUAAAGGAAAGUGGACGGAGUUAAAGAUCUCCUCAAGCAUACGAGCGCUUGUGCUGCUGAACUUGCCGAGCUUUUCUGGAGGCUUGGAUCCCUGGGGAAAUCCGAACGACAAGUUAUCCCACGAGCGGGGUCUGACAGUUCCAAGGGUCGACGAUGGCCUGCUAGAGAUUGUGGGAUUCAGGGACGCCUGGCAUGGCCUGUUCCUUCUGUUUCCACACGGGCACGGGACACGUCUCGCACAGGCCAACCGGGUGAAGAUAGUCUUUCAAGCUGGCUCCACGAGCAGCCACACUUACAUGCGAAUGGAUGGCGAGCCGUGGAAACAACCCCUGCCAGAAUCCCACCACGGAAACCCCACGGAGAUUGAAAUCUCGCACCACGGCCAGGCCGUGAUGCUGGCAAAGGAAGGCUGCAUUGCCGAGGCCAAGGACGAGUACCAGCACGUAAUCUCCUUCACCAGGCAUGGGAUGGAGCACGGCCUUCGUCACAAGCCGGUGGCUCCUCAAGACGACAGUAGCGGUUCCGAUGAUGACGAGACGAAGCGAAAGUUUGGAGCAGCCUCCACAUUCCGGGCCUAGGCAAGGCAAGCGGCAGCAGCCUGUGAUGAUCCAAGCGGCUGCCACUCGGAGCCAUGUCCGUGUCCGGUGAUACCUUUGUAAGUAUUGGACAGCAGCACAUAAGUCGAGGAGCUCACCGUGUCCGACUUGAGAA